CACCAUGAAGACGGGAUCGUUAGAGAUCCAAGGUCACCUGGCUGAACAGAAGUGUCAGACAGCGGUGCAGGUGCUGCAGGAGCAGGUACGACUGUGAGAAGAGCAGUGACUCCACCGAGUCUCAGUGACAACAAGCAAAUGGAGAAAAAGCCACUUCAGUUUUGGAAACUAGGUUUGUCCCUGCUGAUUUUAAGCAGCGUUUUAGAGACGUCGAGCAGGUUGGUGGAGGGUUUGGAAUUGACAGGAAGUUAUGACUACACCAAAUAUCACCCCAUGGACGAGAUAUACAAGUGGAUGGAAGAUGUGGAGCGAGCGAACCCCGAGCUGAUCUCCUCCGCUGUGUAUGGAAACACUACUGAGGGAAGAGACAUCACACUGCUGAAGUUGGGACUAAAAACCUCAGCUGUCUCAGAGAAGAAGGUCAUCUGGAUGGACUGUGGUAUCCACGCUCGGGAGUGGAUCGCGCCCGCCUUCUGCCAGUGGUUUGUCAAAGAGAUCGCCAACUCGUACAAAACCGAUAAGAAGCUGCAGCAGAUCCUGCAGAACGUUGACGUCUACGUAACCCCUGUGAUCAAUGUGGACGGAUACGAGUUCACCUGGUCCAAUGAAACCAACCGUCUGUGGAGGAAGUCUCGUUCAGCACCUCCUGCAGGCAACGACUGUUACGGUGUCGACCUCAACCGAAACUUUAAGGCCAACUGGGGAACGGUUGGCGUGUCCUUUGACAGCUGCUCGAGCACGUACUGUGGGACAUCAGCCGGGUCAGAACCAGAGGCUACAGCUGUGAUGGACUUCGUAGGCAGCAUGGCUAACAAGACUCUGUGCUUCCUCACCAUCCACUCUGCUGGGCAGCUUAUACUCUUGCCUUAUGGCCACCCUGAGAUCUCGGCACCCAACUACGAUGAACUGGUUUCAGUCGGUGAGGCAGCAGCGGCAGAAAUGAAAAAGCUGCAUGGGAUGGACUACACUGUAGGGACGUCUCCACAAAUCCUGUAUCCAAACUCAGGCUCGAGCCGUGACUGGGCUCGUCUCAUUGGCAUCCCGUUCUCUUACACCUUUGAGCUGAGAGACAAAGGUGAGUUCAGCCACUUGUUACCAGAGGAUCAGAUCCAGCCGGCCUGCGAGGAGGCCUUCGCUGGAGCGCUCUCCAUCAUCACAUAUGUCCACGACAAGGCCUUCAACAGUGGCGUCCUCCCCAACGCCGCUGUUGCUCUGACAAUCUGGAGCACCGUGAUGGCUGUGUCUCUCAACACAGGUGUGCUGGUGUAAAUAAAUACAAGUUUGUACCACAAAUUAGCUGAUAGAAGAAGACACUGGACAUCUCUACUCGAUUUUGACAUCUAUCUGGACAACAUAUGUUUUUGAGUUUUCAUUAAUCACAUUUAUAACUAUUAAACUGUAUUAUAAAGGCCA
Molecule: messenger RNA, 1413 nt
Organism: Acanthopagrus latus (yellowfin seabream)
Lineage: Eukaryota; Metazoa; Chordata; Actinopteri; Spariformes; Sparidae
Product: carboxypeptidase O-like
Exons: 11
Coding region: 139-1269 (376 amino acids)
Biological process (GO): proteolysis
Molecular function (GO): metallocarboxypeptidase activity; zinc ion binding
Source: RefSeq, a predicted model, not a curated record